AUGUCGGUUUGGUUGGAAGCGCGAAAACAAGAAAAAGAAUUGAGAAAGAUGCAUAUCGAUCACAAUAGAAGAGCUGAAAGAAGGAAGAAUUUCUUCGAUAGUGUGAGGAAAGAUCCGGUUCAAUUCAUGCAAUUACAUGGACGAGCCUAUCAAAUCCACACCGAACGAUCGGUGGCAAAAGCGGCUGAGGAGAAUACAAUACAUCCAUGGGCGGUCGACAAAAAUGUGUUAAUCGAUCGUUUCGAUGCUCGAGCUCAUUUAGAUCACAUCCCGGAAGUGUCCAAGAGUAAAGUGAAACAUGAUAGCACUGAAGAAAAAGAGGAGAUCGUGUGUGAUUUUGAGCGUUAUCGGCUCGUCAUUUUGAAUGAAUAUCGAGGAAUCGACGAGCCAACUUAUCUCAAACGAAUUCAUCAACGGGAAUUCUGGAGCGAAGGCGAAAAGGCAAAAAAUAUUCAGAAAACGGAAAGGGAAAAGAAAAAGAAAUCAGCGGAGACAAAAACAAAUAUUGGGUAUUCUUAUGGUGAUUCGGAAGUGGUUGCAGGAAGGUCGGCAAUUGAUGGAUGUGGAUAUGGAGAAAAUAGUGAAGAAUAUGCAGAACAAGAAAUUGAAGAUAUUGAGGAUCUGGAUGCCGAAUUGGACAUCGAUCGAAUGGAUCCCGAAGCACAUCGACGUGCAAAUAAAACUGGGGAAACUUAUGGAAUCAAGAGGUCACUUUUCGUCAAUCUUCUUCGAGCCGAUCAAACAGCGACAAGAAAUGCGGCUGAAUUGAGAAGAAUUGAACGGCAAAAGAUGUCAUUGUCGGGACGAGACGGAAAGUCGGAAAGAUUGGCUUUGAAGAGGCGACGAAAUGAAAUACUUGGAGGGAAACAUAUUGAAGAUAAUGACGUGACGACAACACUUUUGAGUUUUGUUCGCGCCAAAGAUGAGGCGCUCGAGAAAUCAAAACAAUUACUUGCACAAGCAGCAGAUGAAAGCGAUUCUUCCGAAGACGAGCACGCUGUUCCGAUCUUUAUCAGCACUUUUGGCAAUGAGACGACGGAAAUGAAAGAUGGUGAGGAGGAAGAAGAGAAAAGGGAUAUACAAGGACCCGAAUUUCCGAGUGAACAAGUUCGAAAGAUUAUGGAUAUCAAUCGUCGUGCAAAGAGUCCCAAAAGCCCUGAAGUUGAGGUGAAUUUUGAGAGGAGACGAUCAAGAAGCCCUCGAUAUCGGCGAAGGAGUCGAAGUCGUAGUGGAGACCGGUACAGGAAUCGUAGAAGUUGCUCCCGUUCGCGAAGACGCAGUCGAAGCCGAUCCAGCCGCUCUCGGUCCCGUUCACGAUCUCGAAGUCGUAGCCGAGGAUUGUGGGAUCGGAAAAAUCAAGAUGACAGAAAAAUGACUUCAAAAUAUCGUUCAAGACGAUCCUCAUCUCCAGCUGAAAAGCAACGCUCAAUGAAACAAACGGAUAAAGACGAUUCUUCUGAUGGAUCGGGGUCAGAAACGCUUCUUGAGAUCCGUUCAUCAAUGUCUGAUUCGGAAAAGGAAAAAUUGGAAAUCGAGAAUCGAAAAAGAAGAAUCAGAAAGACAAAAAGGACAGUGAAGAAGCAAGGAAUGGCAAGGAAAAGAUCCGAUUCGGAAAGUGAAGAUGAUAAGAAAGAAGAAGCACGGAAAUUACGCCUUUUGAUGCAAAAGAAGAUGAGAAAAACUGAGGAACAGAUGAAAAUUGAAGAAGAGGAAAGGAGAAGAGAAGAAGAAAAACGAAGGAGAUUGAGAGAAGAAGAGAUAUUGAUGGAGGAAGAAGCAAGGAGACACAGGGCAAGAGAACGCCGUUUGCAAGAACGCGAAGAGGAGGAUCGACGACGUCGAGUGGAGAAAUUGAAAGAAGAAAAUAAAAGAGAACACAAGGGUCGACGUGAUCAUCAAAGAGGAUCAAGAAGAAGUCGAAGUAGAGAAAGAAGA
This is a messenger RNA of Mesorhabditis belari, 1935 nucleotides long. NCBI's taxonomy places the organism in Eukaryota, Metazoa, Nematoda, Chromadorea, Rhabditida, Rhabditidae. The record is from the annotation of a GenBank genome assembly.